CUCUAGUUUACUUUUUUUUGUCUCUCUCUCUCUCUCUCUCUCUCUCUCUGUCUGUCUGUCCAUCGUCGCUCGCUCGUGGUGUAUGCAUUGUUGCAGCUUCUUCUGUUGCUUCAGGGAUUCCCACCCAACCUAUUCUCCCCAAACGCAAAAACCCAAAAAGGAAAAGUUCUUGUGAGAGUUUGGUAGACAGAGAAAUUCCACACCGAAGCUUCUAGAGAGAGAGGGGGCAGCCGCCGGUGAUGUUCUUCGCCAGAGAGAUGCGGACGCCGGCAAUGCCGUGACCCUGCUUUGCUCUGCCGUAGUACCCUUUAUGUAGGACCACAAGAUGCACGAGGCGCUUGUGCUGGACAAUACCAAUCCUAGUGAGGCCUUACCGCUCUCGCCCACCAAGAAGAAGAAGGGCGAAUCGGAGGAGAGCAGGGCUUUAACCCUAACGGAUGAGGCUCAGGAGCCGCGCCCGCCUCCUCAGCCUCCGCUUCCGCCGCUGGAGUUCGUGAUCAGCCAGGGCCGAUCGCAACCCGGGACGCGGCGGGUCACCCCAACUACGACCUCCGUGAGCUCCGCCGCCGUGGAGAGGCUGCUCCCCAACGGGGAUCUGUACAUCGGGAGCUUCUCGGGCAAUGUGCCGCACGGAUCGGGGAAGUACCUGUGGGCGGACGGGUGCAUGUAUGAGGGGGAGUGGCGGAGGGGGAAGGCUUCCGGGAAGGGGAAGUUCUCGUGGCCGUCAGGGGCAACCUUCGAGGGGGAGUUCAAGACCGGCCGAAUGGAGGGGACUGGGACUUUCGUGGGGCCAGACGGCGAUAUGUACAAGGGGUCGUGGAGCGGUGACCGCAAGCACGGGUAUGGGCAGAAGCGGUACGCCAAUGGCGACUCCUACGAUGGCCUGUGGCGGCGCAACCUCCAGGACGGGAGGGGCCGCUACGUGUGGCGUAAUGGGAACGAGUAUGUCGGAGAGUGGAAGAACGGUGUCAUUUCCGGGAGGGGAGUUCUGAUCUGGGCCAAUGGGAAUCGCUACGACGGGCAAUGGGAGAACGGAGUACCGAAGGGGAGCGGGGUGUUCACUUGGCCGGAUAGGAGCUGCUAUGUGGUCAAUUGGAGUAAGGAACCGCAGUUGGAAGGUAGCUUUUACUGUGGCGAUGGAAAGGAGCUGUGUUUGAGUGAGAAUUUGGUCCUUGCUGCCACGAUGAGGAAGAGGUCGAGUGUCGACGGUGCAAGGAAUUUCCCUAGGAUUUGCAUUUGGGAAUCAGAUGGCGAGGCAGGGGAUAUUACGUGUGAUAUUAUUGAUAGCAUAGAUAAAUCCGUGUUUUAUCGGGAUUUCAGGAAGGGGCGCCCGUGUUGCUUUAAUGGUGGCAGCGAGGUGAAGAAGCCCGGGCAGACUAUCUCCAAAGGGCAUAAGAAUUACGAUUUGAUGCUCAAUUUGCAAUUGGGUAUCAGGUAUACUGUGGGGAAUAACGCAUCAUCCUCUCGGGAGUUGAAGCCGAGUGAUUUCGAUCCCAAGGAGAAGUUCUGGACAAAGUUCCCUCCUGAAGGAUCGAAGCUCACGCCACCGCAUCAGUCUGUGGAGUUCCGGUGGAAGGAUUAUUGUCCAGUGGUCUUCAGGCAAUUGAGGAAGCUAUUCCAAGUGGAUCCUGCUGAUUACAUGCUUGCCAUUUGCGGGAACGAUGCUCUCAGAGAGCUUUCUUCUCCGGGAAAGAGUGGAAGCUUCUUUUACCUGACUCAGGAUGAUAGGUUCAUGAUCAAAACAGUCAAGAAGUCAGAAGUGAAGGUUCUUAUUAGGAUGCUGCCAAGCUAUUAUGAACAUGUUCGCAAGUAUGAAAAUUCGUUGGUCACUAAAUUCUUCGGCGUGCAUUGCGUCAAGCCUAUAGGUGGCCAGAAGACGCGAUUUAUCGUGAUGGGCAAUUUGUUUUGCUCGGAAUACCGAAUACAUAGGCGAUUCGACUUGAAAGGAUCUUCACAUGGCCGAAUGACGGACAAGCCUGAGGGGGAGAUUGAUGAAACCACAACACUCAAGGACCUCGACCUGAACUUCAUAUUUCGCCUCCAAAGAGAUUGGUUUCAAGAGUUCAUCAAGCAAAUCGAAAGAGAUUGCGAGUUCUUGCAAUCAGAGGGAAUAAUGGAUUACAGUCUGUUGGUUGGUCUUCACUUCCGAGAUGACAACACAUGCGAUAAGAUGGGGUUAUCACCAUUCCUGUUGCGAUCUGGCAAACAAGAUUCAUAUCAAAAUGAAAAGUUCAUGCGUGGCUAUCGUUUCCUUGAAGCUGAGUUGCAAGAAAUGGAUCGAGUUUUAGCUGGCGGGAAACCACUAAUAAGAUUAGGAGCAAACAUGCCCGCACGAGCAGAGAGGAUGGCUCGGAGAAGUGAUUUCGACCAAUAUACCCAUAUGACUCCUUCAAGGAGUGGCGAUAUCUAUGAAGUGGUUCUUUAUUUCGGAAUCAUCGAUAUUUUGCAAGACUACGACAUCAGCAAGAAGCUAGAGCACGCCUACAAAUCGCUACAAGCGGAUCCCACCUCAAUCUCUGCGGUGGACCCAAAGCUCUAUUCGAAGAGAUUCCGGGAUUUUAUCGGGAGAAUCUUCAUCGAAGAUGGGUAGUGUGACACCACAGAGAACUUGCUGGAUUGAGAUGAGAUCAUCGUUGCUAUUGGGCAAGUGUCCAAUUUUGGUGCAGCUGAAAGCCUCGGGUAUUUGUAUAUCCUCCCCUUCCCAUGUUUAUCGGAUCAAGAGAAUAUACCCCAUGGCUCACUGCUUGGGCAAGUGCUGAGUGAGUUUUCAUGCGGGAGGGUUGGGGCUGAAUUUUGAUGAUCACAGCUCCUUGCAAAGGGGAAGGAAGGGGGACCAAAUUAUUGUACAUUGGGGUGAUGGCCUCAACCGAGAGAGGGAAAGGUCGUUCAUUCUUGUUUCGUUUUUCCUCUUUUUUUUUUUUUUUUUGUUCUUUUAAUCUUUUCACUGUGGUGAGUGUGAUAUUGAGAUUUUUGGUGCAACCGAGGAUUGCACGACAUUGGAUGGAAAGAUAGGCAUCGGGAAGUGAGAAAAAUGUCCCCGUGCCACUUAGUAGUUGAAGAGAGGGAAAGGAUUUCAAAGUUGAGGGAGGGGGAUGAUUUGACUGGGGAAUAAGGGAAUUGUACAUACACUUUAUAUAUAUAUAUAUACAGAAGGAAGGAACAGAAUGCUAUCAUAUCAUAGCAGCCAGCCUCUAAUUGAAAUUCCAUGAGAAAAAUGGGAUUGUUUUUGUUCUCUGAGAUAUUUCAUUAAAGAAGAAGAAGAAGAAGAAGAUAUUGUUCAUUC
Punica granatum (pomegranate) is the source of this 3283-nucleotide messenger RNA. Lineage: Eukaryota; Viridiplantae; Streptophyta; Magnoliopsida; Myrtales; Lythraceae. The record is from RefSeq and is a predicted model, not a curated record.